UCGCAAGGAUCGGCCGAGUGAUUCAUGUAAGACAUCAUCCUACUGGCAAUUUGCUUGCAGUAUCCUGUUUUGCAAAUGCUCGUGUCCUCGUCAAGAACAGUGGUCCUUGUUGUGUUCAACAGAAAAAUAAUGCUAGAGUAGUCCUUUUCUGUAGUUUUUUUGUACAUACGCUGAAUACGAUUUUCAAAUUGUUCUAUCACGUCGAUCGUCAGAAAAGCUAAGAAAAAAAGGAAAUACGAGAAGAGAGAAAGAAAGAAAUAAAAAGGGACAUGGGUAGAUCACGAGCAGGUCGCCAUCGACAACUAAAUCGAUUAAAGAAGGCCUUUUAUACAGGGGAAUUCAACUCAGACAAUUUUGCUAAGCUUUGUUGUUACUUGAAAUCAUCCUCCCCGACUCGCUCCAAGUCGACUUCUCCAGAAGUUGCGUUGCAUACCACGAAAGAGGAGGCCUUUUAUACGGGGGAGUUCAACUUGGACGAUUUUGCUAAGCUAUGUCGUUACUUGAAGUCAUCCUUUCCGACUCGCUCAAGGUCAACCUCUCCAGAAGAUUCGUCGCAUACCAUGAAAGAAGAAGCCUUUUAUACGGGAGAGUUCAACUUGGACGAUUUUGCUAAUCUAUGUCGUUACUGGAAAUCAUCCUUCCCGACUCGCUCAAGAUCAACCUCUCCAGGAGAUUCGUUGCAUACUAUGAAAAUGGAGGCCUUUUAUACGAAGGAAUUCAACUCGGACGAUUUUGCUAAGCUAUGUCGUUACUUGAAAUCAUUCUCCUUGUCUCGCUCAAGGUCAACCUCUCCAGAAGUUGCAUCAUCUACCAUGAGAGGUGAUCAAUCACCGAUCCCUCUCACGGCUGAUUCAGCAGAAAUUCCGAAAGAUCUCAAAACUGAAAUCGGUGGAAGCUUUCAAGUCGACUCAACCGUGUCUGGGCCUGGCGACCCAAUCGUGACCGAUCACAAACCAAAUCCCGGUCAUUCAAACAAUCCAAAGGCUUAUUGGCCUAAAGCUUCGGAAUCUUCCACCUCCUCAGCCUCCCACACAAUCGUACAAGCACAGAAGGCCGCUGAUUACCAAUUUGCAACCACGCAAUCUCAAAAUUAUAAAUAAUCAGAGUUGGGGUAAGCAGGCGAUGAUAAGGAUAAGGCACAUGAAGAAGAAGAUGAGCAGAGCGAUAAGGCAGCUUUUAUACGACUGAUCUCGUUGAGCAGCAUUGCCCUGCUCCUGAUUAUUAAUCUGAUACGUUUUGUGAAACGGCAUGGUCUCUUCGACUCAGUUAAUUAGCAACUGCAUAUGUACAUUUGAACUAAGCAGUUAUAUAAGAAAGUCUCGAUUCUAUAAUGUAAAA
Messenger RNA from Solenopsis invicta (red fire ant), 1338 nucleotides. RefSeq lists its product as uncharacterized. The record is from RefSeq and is a predicted model, not a curated record. Lineage: Eukaryota; Metazoa; Arthropoda; Insecta; Hymenoptera; Formicidae. Bases 270 to 1100 code for a protein of 276 amino acids. The transcript is spliced from 4 exons.